GAUGCCGUGCGGGCAGCCCGAGAGCGGGGCCGGGGCGGCCCCGGCGCGGUUCGUGCUGGGGGUGGACGUGGGCAGCACGACGGUGAAGUGCCACGUCUAUGACCGCGCGGCCGCCGUCAGGGGCUCCAGCUGCAGGAAGGUGGAGUCGCUUUAUCCUCGUCCUGGAUGGGUUGAAUUAGAUCCUGAAGUGCUGUGGAGUCAAUUUGUUGGUGUAAUAAAAGAGGCUGUACAAACUGCAGGGCUUCACAUGGGGCAAAUCGCUGGUCUUGGCAUCUCCACACAGAGAGGAACUUUCAUUACAUGGCACAAGAGGACAGGGAAACCUUUUCAUAAUUUCAUAAGCUGGCAAGACACAAGAAGUGCUGAACUUGUGGGUUCCUGGAAUAACUCCCUUCUGCUGAAGGCAAUCCGGGUUAUUUUUACAGUGCUCCAUUUCCUGACUGGCAAUGAUCGGUAUUUGGCACCAAGUUUUCUUACCUUCUCAACACAACAAACUUCCAUGAAGCUGUCCUGGGUGUUUAAAAACAUCCCUGAGGCUGAAGAAGCUGCCAAAAAAAACAACUGCUGCUUUGGGACAAUUGACACGUGGUUACUGUAUAGAUUGACUAAAGGUUCUGUGUAUGCCACAGAUUACUCCAAUGCCAGUUCCACGGGCAUCUUUGAACCCUUCACGAAAUGUUGGAGCCCCACUCUGUGUAAUCUGCUUUCUCUCCCAGUGUCUAUUUAUCCACCAGUGAAAGACACGAGCUUCAACUUUGGAUCAGCUGACUCUGAAAUAUUUGGGGUACCUAUUCCAAUAAUGGCACUGGUGGCUGACCAGCAGGCAGCGAUGUUUGGAGAGUGCUGCUUCCAGCCAGGAGAUGUCAAACUGACCAUGGGCACGGGCGGCUUCUGGAACGUCAACACCGGGCAGCACCUCUUUGCAUCCCACAGGAGUCUUUAUCCACUGAUUGGCUGGAAGAUUGGGAAGGAAGUUGUUUACUUGACUGAAGGCACUAUAUCCGAGAUUGGCACUGCCAUCAGAUGGGCUCAGGAUAUAGAUCUUUUCACCAAUGUAGAUGAAACAGCAAAGAUGGCACAGAGUGUUGCUGAUUCUCAAGGAGUUUGUUUCAUUCCAAGUCUCCAGAUUUCUGUGGAUGACGCAUAUUUAUGUGCCUCUUUCCUGGGGCUGAAGCCUUCCACCACCAGAAACCAUCUUGUCCGAGCUAUACUGGAAUCUGUGGCUUUCAGAAACAAACUGCUCUAUGACACCAUCGUGAAGAAGGUGCACGUUCCUCUUCGAACCAUUCGAGCUGAUGGAGGUGUCAGUAAUAACAGUUUUGUUAUGCAGAUGACUUCAGAUUUAAUUAAUAAGAAGAUAGAAAAACCUGCAAAUGCAGAUAUGUCCAGCCUUGGUGCAGCUUUUCUAGCAGGCCUCGCUUCAGGAUUUUGGACUGACAAAGAACAGCUCAAGAAGCUGAGGAGAAUAGAAGCAGUGUUUGAGCCCCAGAGGGAUGCAGAGGAAUACAGACCUGCUAUGGAUACCUGGCUGCAAGCAACAAAACACUCCCUGCACUGGUAGAAACGGGCAUUUUAAUUCUAGAAGAAUUAAGAUGUUUUCAUGCGUAUUU
Empidonax traillii (willow flycatcher) is the source of this 1610-nucleotide messenger RNA. It is a transcript of the gene GK5, whose product is annotated as glycerol kinase 5. NCBI's taxonomy places the organism in Eukaryota, Metazoa, Chordata, Aves, Passeriformes, Tyrannidae. Gene Ontology annotation, cellular component: mitochondrion. The record is from RefSeq and is a predicted model, not a curated record. Gene Ontology annotation, biological process: triglyceride metabolic process; glycerol-3-phosphate biosynthetic process; glycerol metabolic process. The transcript has 16 exons. Bases 2 to 1561 code for a protein of 519 amino acids. Gene Ontology annotation, molecular function: glycerol kinase activity.